This is a messenger RNA of Biomphalaria glabrata, 3583 nucleotides long. RefSeq lists its product as uncharacterized. Gene Ontology annotation, molecular function: sequence-specific DNA binding; DNA-binding transcription factor activity. The coding region runs from base 442 to 2961 and encodes 839 amino acids. Gene Ontology annotation, biological process: regulation of DNA-templated transcription; G2/M transition of mitotic cell cycle. Lineage: Eukaryota; Metazoa; Mollusca; Gastropoda; Planorbidae. The transcript has 8 exons. The record is from RefSeq and is a predicted model, not a curated record.
UAUCUACCGAUAUGUUAGAAUCACAGACCUAUAUAUAGAUCUAGAUUUAAUGAGCUUCCUGUUUGGCACGAAGUUCGAACAUCAUAAUCAUUCUCAUCAUAUUCCAUAUGAUAGAUCUAGACUCUAUAGACUCUAGAUCUAUGAUAUUGAUUGAUCUAGAUUUCUAGAUCUUUUAGGGGGUUAAAUUAAAAAUCUAGAUCUAAGUUACAGUUAAGAUAGUGCAGAAGGUACGCACUAUUAGUGACUAGACUAGGAAGGAUGUUGACAUUAGAGGAGAAGAGAAAACAAUUUUGGCCCAAGUCUAGAGCCGAUAUGAAUAUUAUGAAUAUGCUGUGCGCAAGGCAGAUGUCCUAUGUAUUUGUCAUGUCUUCAUUUCAAAUUAAGAUUACUAAAAGAGUUGGAAUAAUUUAAAGCAUCUCCUAGUCUGGUGGUGUUCUCAAUAUGCCUAAAACAAAAAUUCAAAGACAGUUACAAAAACUAUCAACAGUCAGCGCAGCUAUGACCUGUCACUCGUCACCUUUAGUUCAGGGAGUAUUCACUAACCAGGCUACAUCCCCCACCAUAUCCAGAACAUCAUUGUCCAUGACUGAAACACCAAUGCUUGCUAAUAUUGUGACCUCUCCAGAUUCAGGUUUCUCUUCCCCAACAUGGCAUUGCAAUCCUACAGACUCCACUCCCAACACAGUAGGACACAAAUCUCUUCCUAGACGAUUAAAUCAGGAUUUUACUGCAGUUGCUGCUCAAAUUAGAUUGGAGAACUUCUUGUCAACAACGAAACAAAAUCAGGAUUUCCUAAGAUCUGAGAGUUCAACAGAGUCUGGUGCUGAUCCACAUCAGCUCUCCACCAGAUCUGCACUUUUAGAGCGACCAAUGUAUUCCUAUAUGGAUCUGAUCAAGAUGGCCAUCCUCUCAUCCAAAGAUGGUGAAAUGACUUUUCAGGAAAUCAUUUCUUGGAUUGAAACACAGUUUCCAUUUUUUAAAUAUAAGGCUAAAGAGAGUUGGAAGAACUCAGUGCGACACAAUCUGUCCCUACAUGCUGAUUUUAUGAAAAUUGAAGGCAAAAAGAAAGGAGCUAAAUGGAAACUAGCUGAUUAUGCUAGAAAAUAUCACAUGAAGCUUCCUAAAACCCAAUAUGUAACAAAAAAAACUCAAGUACCUAAUGUGAGCACCACCUCAAAAAAAGGUCUCAAGCCCAUUUUGCCAAAAGCUAAUUUUGCUCUUGUUCCUCUUACAUCACUUGGACAUCAAAUUUUGCAAUCUUCUUCUCACCUUUCCCCCUCUUUUGGACAUAACCUUUUGCCACAAAGUAGGCCAAUUGCAUCCCUUGGCCAUCAAAUGUUUUCAUCAUCAACUCAGCCUAUGUCCCCUUUUCCUCAGCAGAUCCAGUCAUCAAUUAGGCCUUCAGCCUCAGUUGGUUCCAUAGCCUCACUUGAAUCUUUAACUGGUUCUGUGGUUUUGGUUGGGUCAACAGUUGGUCAAAAAAGCUCUCUUGGAUCAUUAGCAUCCCAUGGAUCAUCAUCUGGUGUUGUAACCUCCCUUGGAUCAUCAUCUGGUGUUGUAACCUCCCUUGGAUCAUCAUCUGGUGUUGUAACCUCCCUUGGAUCAUCAUCUGGUGUUGUAACCUCCCUUGGAUCAUCUGAUUCCAUUUCUUUGCUUACUUCCCCAACAGUUACUAAAGCUCCACAAAGUCAAGAGUCAGUAUCUGCUCAUCGUCCCAAUUUUAAACAGCAGACUGGAAAAGUGUCUUCAGUAAGCCAUCCAAGAAUCAUACUAGGAAAAAGUAGAAAGUCAUCUAGACAGCGUCAGAAAGUCACAACAAGCCAAACUUCUUUUGAUAACAGGAAGUCUUUGCUGAAUGGCUCUAAAUAUGCAGCAUUGGAACCGAUUGAUAUACAAAUCUUGGAUGGGGACAGUAAACAAGAGACCAAAAUUGUUUUUCAUUUAAAGACCGCUAAAAACAGUGUUUCUGAAAAUCAGUUUUUCACUUCAAGUGUAGACAUGUUAAGUCCAACAUUUAGUCCACAUUCAGAAAGAUAUUCAGUAGAAAACAAUUUGCCUAAUGAAGGGCAAAAGAAUAUGUCUACUACUGGAAACAGAUUAACAUUAGCUCCUGCCUGUGAUUGCAGAAUUAAGAAAUCCAAUAAACAAAUGUAUUACUCAGAAAGAAGACUUUGUUGCAAUACAGAAAAUGAGCCUAAAUGCAAAAAACUGAAACUAGGGGAAAGCUCUCUCAAAGGUCUACCUCUUAUGAGCAUAGAAAAUAUCUCAAACAGUAUUAAGGAUACUCAUCAGAUAGCAACUCCUGUUGUCCUCAAAGAAAACAGAAAUAGUUUCAACUCAGCCAGAAAUGAUCGCAGUCUAAUUGUUUCUACUCAACAAGUAGACAUUGGACACAAAAAUACCAGAUCACGCAGGAAACAAAUUCUUGUUCAGCGCACACCUGAUGUUUCUCCUCCAAAAAUAAUUAGUUCAUCUGAUUACAAUAAACAAGAAACUGAUUUAAAUAUGAUUCUAAAUCCAUCCACCAGUUCUGUGUUAUCAAAUGAAAGAAUCAUAAAUCCAGAGCAUUGUUCCAUUACUCCUCCUGCUGGUGGGGGGAGAUUUAUGUCCUCCACCCCUAACCCUAGCCCCAAGGAGUAUAGAAUGACAUAUUUCCUGGAUGUUACACCAGACCAGCCUGUUUCUUUCAAUCAAAGUCUCAGUCCACAGAACCAACCCAUUUUGUUAAAUGAUAUUCCUUUAAACCCACAAAGUCAACAAAAUUCUUUUAAUGAUAUUCCCAAUGACAGUGCUUAUAAUCAACAUAUUUCAAAUGUACUAGACACAAGUCUUCCAGAUGCUAUCUCAUUAGACAUAAGUUUAUUAGACAGUAUCGAGACUUAUUUGAAUGGUAAUUUGAAUGAAUCUUUUCAAACAUCCCGUUUCUCACUAACACAAGAUUUAACUAAACAUUGUUUUUAAAGCGCAUAAUUAUUUAUGUUGCUAAACUAGGUGCCAAAUAAAUGUCUCUAAUAUAACAGCCUUAGAACACACACUCUUGUGAUAUCAUGAACAUUGCUUAGCAACCUCUGCUAUUUACUGACAAUGUAUUGAUAGGUUUUGACAAGUACUGAAAAUGUGUAAUAUACUGUGAAACUAUUUGACAACUAGGUUGGACAUUACUACAAGACGACUAUCACAUUCCCUGUAUCAUGUCAUCUUAAAUGUAGUAGAUAUAUAUAUACAUGUAACUGUAUACUGUUGAGUACAUAUGGAUUAAAGGAAUGCUUUCACCAACUGGAAAUAUGCUUAUUUUGCUACUUUGAUUUAGUUGAUCAAACUGACUGGCAGAAUGGAGACAAAUAUUCUUAGCAUAAUUUAAUUAAAAACAACAAAAGUAUUCAAGAUGUUGAUAUAGAGCAUUUUUAGUUAGGCAAAUUGCAUUGAUUUUAUUCAUUGCAUUUUUAGUUAGGCAAAUUGCAUUGAUUUUAUUCAUUGCAUUUUUAGUUAGGCAAAUUGCAUUAAUUUUAUUCACUCUUAAAUCCUGUAGAUCGACAAAAUAUGUAUAAGAACCAUUAAACCAAUGCUAAAUAUACUACACUUA